AUGGUUAAACAAAGAGAUCAAUUAUGGAAGUAUGUGGAAGAUUUAAAAGGGUGUUUCAAAUGUAAAUUUUGUAACAAGGAGUAUGCAGGUGGUAUUUUAAGAGUGAAAUAUCAUUUAGCUUGUUUGAAGGGAAAUGAUGUUGGGAUAUGUAGCAAUGUGCCUGAUGAUGUCCCUGCUGAGGCACUCUGUGCAUUAAGUAAGGAAAAUAAGAAAGCUAAGACUGGGGAAAGUUCCACUGCAUGUAAUACGAAACGUUCUACUUGUUGUUAUGGUCCAAGCUAUGCCAUACCUAGUUAUUCUACAUUGAGGACCAAAUUGGUACAAAGGGCGAGGAAGGAUAUUGAACGAUAUGUUGCUUUAGUUAAGGAGUCAUGGUCUACUACAGGAUGCACUAUUAUAUCUAACAUAUGGACUGGUAUGAAAGAGCGUUCCUUCAUUAAUGUUAUUGCAUAUUCACCCAAGAGAGCCAUUUUCCUCAACUAUUUUGAGUGCUUUGAUUCUUCUAAGACUGGACUAUUUCUUAGAGAUAUACUUGAGCCUAUAAUAGAGGAAAUUGGACUAGAGAAAGUUGUUCGAUUUAUCUUAGAUAAUGCUUCCAACUAUGGGGUUGCAAUCUCUUUGAUUAUGGAGAAAUAUCCUCACAUUCAUAGGAUCAGGUGUGCAGCCCAUGGAGUGCAAUUACUAUUGAAGGACAUUGAUGCACAAAUUUCAUGGGUAAAAGAAGUAUUUGACAAGGCAAAGUUGGUUGUUGGUUUUAUGUACAAGCAUGGGACUAUUUUAGCCUUAAUGAGGGAAUGCACAGGAGGUAAAGAAUUGAAAAAACCUUGCAAGACCAGAUUUGCCUCUAAUCUUUUUAUGCUUAAAUCUAUUCUUGAUGUUGAGGAUGUGUUGAGAGUUAUGGUUGCAUCAGCAGAAUGGAGGAUCAACAGGCACUGCAGGUCUGAUUUGGGGGCAAUGGUAACUCAAAUAAUUCAGAGUACAGAGUUUUGGUUGAAUGGAAAAGAUGUGUUGUCCAUUUUAGAACCUCUUAUCAUAGUCCUUUGUCUAGUUGAUGGUGAUGGAGCUACAAGUCCAUUUUUGUAUGAGGCUAUGGAAAGGGUAAGGAAUACCAUCAUAGAUCGUUGCAACAGAGAUUCAUCGAAGUAUAAGAGGUUCAUGGUGGACUAUGCAUGGAAGUUGUGUUCCCUUGCUUCAAAAGAUAGUUAUUCUCAUUUUGAGUCAACCUUGAUGAAUAACCUUAUGAAACUUAAAUCAAAGGAAAUUGAUCAAUUCUGCAAGGACUCAAUUGUGUUAGAUAAACUUCUUGAGAUUCCAAUCAAUGAAGAUGAUGAUAGAGUUGGAUUUAAAGAUGAGGGGGAUACAAUGGUGGAAGAUGAUUAG
Messenger RNA from Telopea speciosissima, 1380 nucleotides. RefSeq lists its product as uncharacterized. Gene Ontology annotation, molecular function: DNA binding. NCBI's taxonomy places the organism in Eukaryota, Viridiplantae, Streptophyta, Magnoliopsida, Proteales, Proteaceae. Bases 1 to 1380 code for a protein of 459 amino acids. The transcript is spliced from 4 exons. The record is from RefSeq and is a predicted model, not a curated record.